AUGGCGCGAUUCUGGGCCAAGUUCGGCGAUGACAAUGCAAACAAGAAGCAGCUCCUACAGAGGCAAGUGAGCACCUGCAGAAGCUGGAAGAACAACUUGAAGGGAAGAAAUUCUCUGGUGGAUGCAACAUCGGAUAUCUGGACAUUGCGCUUGGAUGGUUGGUCACUCCACUUUGGGGUCUUUGAGGAGAUAUCCAGCCUCAAAGUGGUUGAUGGUGAGAGGUUUCCACCUCUAUUUGCAUGGUUGAAAGAGUUCUCAGAUGCUCCAAUAAUCAAAGAUCGUUGGCCACCCCAUGACAAGCUUAACCUGAAGUUCAUUGCUCUUCGUCAAGUGCAUCUCACGAAGUCAUCAUCAGCUUGA
This is a messenger RNA of Eucalyptus grandis, 360 nucleotides long. RefSeq names its product probable glutathione S-transferase. Bases 1 to 360 code for a protein of 119 amino acids. The transcript is spliced from 2 exons. Lineage: Eukaryota; Viridiplantae; Streptophyta; Magnoliopsida; Myrtales; Myrtaceae. The record is from RefSeq and is a predicted model, not a curated record.